AUGGAGGAAACUAGUGGCGGUGAUCACGUGAGUGCAGGUUCAGGGGAGCGGAGGAUGAAGAUGAAGGUGAUGGUGGCUAUAGACGAGAGUGACGGGAGUUUCUAUGCUCUUAAGUGGGCCCUGGAUAACCUAUUCCCCACCAUAGCUACUGUGGGAACAGCAACACCUGAUAAUGACGGCAUGGUGUUUCUGGUUCAUGUUGAGUCCGUAUUCCACACCCAUGUGUACCCGGUUGGACCCGCUGGAGCUGCGUCUUAUCCACCAUCCACAGUGGUGGAUUCGGUAAAGAAAGCCCAAGAGGAAAGAUCUGCUGCUAUUCUCUCACGGGCAUUGCAAAUGUGCAAGGAUGCGCAGUUGAAAGCAGAAAGUGUCAUUCUUCAUGGAGACCCAAGGGAAAUGAUUUGUGAAGCAGCAGAGCAAAUGCAAGUUAAUCUCCUAAUCAUGGGUAGCCGUGGCCUUGGCACGCUCAAAAGGACAUUUCUUGGAAGUGUAAGCGACUAUUGUGUACAUCAUGCAAAAACACCUAUCCUUAUUGCGAAACCACCAGAGGAGCACAAUAAAAAGCAGUGACUGCAGUUUUUCUGCUAUGUUUAAGAACGUCUUUCCAAUGGAAGAGUGCGGAAUAUAAUUUAUGUAUUUUA
Gastrolobium bilobum is the source of this 641-nucleotide messenger RNA. Its product is annotated as universal stress protein A-like protein. The transcript is spliced from 4 exons. The record is from RefSeq and is a predicted model, not a curated record. The coding region runs from base 1 to 570 and encodes 189 amino acids. NCBI's taxonomy places the organism in Eukaryota, Viridiplantae, Streptophyta, Magnoliopsida, Fabales, Fabaceae.